This is a messenger RNA of Lotus japonicus, 2267 nucleotides long. RefSeq lists its product as uncharacterized. The transcript is spliced from 2 exons. The record is from RefSeq and is a predicted model, not a curated record. Lineage: Eukaryota; Viridiplantae; Streptophyta; Magnoliopsida; Fabales; Fabaceae. The coding region runs from base 1629 to 2267 and encodes 212 amino acids.
ACUCUUGUUCUUGACUAUAAAAGAACACUGGUUUGGUGCCAAAAGAACCACUGAACCUCAUGCAAUUGUUCACUUCAAAAAUUAUUGAAGUUUAUGAGACAUCAACGAAUGCUAUUGCUCCCCAGUCCCCACUUAUUUGCCUCUGCUUAAACUGUCCUGCAGUUCAUUUUUACUUUGUUGUGCAUGGUUCAUUAUGUUUGCAUGGCGCCCCUACUUUGUUGCUCUAGUUUUUCCCGCAUCUGAGUUAUUUUGGUGUUUUGGUUUAGUUGCGCUCUCUCACAUCUGGCAAAUAAGAAAAAAUGUGCUGACGAAGAGUGUGUUGUUUCUUUUUGGUUUUAGAUGGUUUUGAUUGUCUUCCAAAAGGGAACCCGUGACCUGCAUUUAGCUCCCUUUUCCUUCUAUUAUCUUACUUUUGUUUGUUUUUCUUUCUGUAUUAUCAUUGUCUUUAGCACUUUAAUCAUUCAGAUUGUUCUUUUGUCUUUCUUUUUUCAUCAUUACUAAUGUUCUUAUUCAUGUCAUUAGCACUAGAAGUUCACGGUUCUUGAAAAUCUUAAAAAGAGCUAAUUUUUAUUAUUGUUUUUGGUUUAUCAAUAUUAUUUCAAAUUGUGGAUUCGAUCUCUCCUUGUACUUUUCAUACAUGAAUAAGUUAGAUUGACACCUAAAGUGGGGGUGGACACCCAAAGAAGGAGAAAUGAAGAGAAAAGACCAAAGAAGGAGAAAUGAAGAGAAAAGAGAACGUAGUUAGAGAUAAAAUGAAAAUUAUGAUGUAUACAAGGUGUCGACAUUAUUUGUGUGUCUGAAAAAUGAGAUUGUUUUGAUACAUACCAAGCCAAUUUUAAGUUAUAUUUAUUUUGUUACUUGUGUAUGUCUUCUCUUUUACUCUGCAAUAUUUGUUACUUUGAAUUUGUUCACCAUCCAGCACAGUGUUGAUAUUUUCUUUAGUAGGUUUUCCUAUCUUGCUUAUAUCUAUGACACAUACAUUACACAAUACUUUCUUCUACGAUACUGUGCUCUUUUGUUGCAUAUAUCUUUUUGUUAUUGUUCUGGUUUGCCAUUGUGAGGGAGAGUGGCUUAAGGUUCAUGUGCUAAUAUAUGUCCGUGGUUUCUCCUGUUGAAACAUCCGUGUUCAAAUCUCCAUUUUUCCUCCUCCAUCUCGUAUAUAUUAAAUGUGAUAUCAAUAAGUUAAGAGAUGAGGCUUUCUAUGUAGUAGUACCUUCUAAGCCAAACCUUAUACAUAAUUUUUUGCAGCCUCCGCGCUUCCUUUGUUAUGUGAAAGGUGAUUCCUCAUAUGGGUUUUGUGUGGGAGUUGGGUUUGGGGCCCUCUAUGGGGCUCCCCGCCCCACUUAAAGUGGGGAAAUUACAGGAACGUCCCCCUUUAAUAGAAUAUGGAAGCAACAUUUCCGUAUUCAAUACGGAAGUCUUAUAUCCGUAUUAUAUUAGUAUGUAAACCGGCAAGGGUUUAUUCAAACCCAUUUCAAACUUCAUUCCGUAUUUUGCCAAGCUCUUCUCCCCUCUUCAACCUUCGAUCUCUGUCGCUCCCCUUGCUUGAACCGUGUACUUGAAAGGUUCCAUCAUCUCCAUCAAAGCUCUUCACAACCCCAUUCUCAGAAUUGAAACCUAGAGUGAGAAUGAAGAACAGAAAGAGGUCUCAUGCUUCUAGUGAGGAUGUCGGGGCUACUGAGGAUAGACACCGGCGGUUACAUGCUUCUAGCCGGCGCGGCGAUCAUGCUGCAACCUCUCAGGCGGUGGAGGCUUCAGCUCCAGUUGUUUCUCCGCCGUCUCCCAUGAUUGAGGUUCCUCUGGUUGAUUAUCCGCCGUCUCCCACGGUUGAGAUACCUACAGUUGUUUCUCCGCCCUCUCCCAUGGUUGAGUCAUCAGGCGAGGAGUCCUCAGGCGAGGAGUCUUCCGGCGAGGAGUCAUCAGGCGAGGCCUCAUCCGGCAUGGGAGGAUCUGACGAGGAUAGUAUUCCUCCGCCUACUGUUGAUGCUGAUGUCCUGCCGCCAGAGCAGGGGGCACAGGGUGGCGAGGAGGACCUGAUCCAGAGGUUGCCGCCGUUUUCGGGGGGGCCUGUUGAACUAUCGCUCCUCACCCAUUAUGCUGAUCACAAGGCUCCCUGGGCGUGGCAUGCACUCCUACGCACAGACGAGCGGUAUGUGGACCGUCGACAGUUGAAGGUGGCCACAGCUGGGGGGAAGGUUUGGAACCUUGCUUGUGAUGGUGAUUCAGACAUGCUCCCAACUCAUGUAUCUGCAACAGGUUGUUGGUAG